AUGACUCGGAGAGGGAACUUUCGCGCCAUUAUAAGUUUUAACCUUCAAAAACUUCUUGACAUUGCUGUUAAUGCUGCUGAUGAUGGCGCACAGAGCUGCUCUCCUUUUGACAAUGACAAUGGCAAGGAAGUGUUUGCAAAACUUCCAAACCCCAAUGCCGGUCCUGCCCGAUAUGUGACAGCAUCAGAAGUCGCCACAAGGGAAUUUCUCGGUGAAGUUGUAAACCUGCCAGUCCCUCGGGCUUUCGCAUGGUCGUGUGAUCCAGCGAACCCAGUUGGAGCCGAGUACAUUAUUGAGGAGAAAGCCCCUGGUACGAGGUUAGGGAGUAUAUGGCACCAGUGGCCUCGGGAAUCCAAACUGUGUGUGAUUGAGCAAAUUGCUGAUAUUGAACACGCACUUACAACUAUUAAAUUCUCCAAACAUGGCUGUCUUUAUUUCAAGGAGGAUUUACCAAAUUCCUUUCGAGAAGAGAAUGACACCCUGCUAGUUGAGCCAUCCGGGCAGUCAGCUUGCCUAGACCGGUACGCUAUCGGGCCUCUUUCAAGCGCGGACCUUUUGGUGUAG
Messenger RNA from Coccidioides immitis RS, 564 nucleotides. RefSeq lists its product as uncharacterized. Bases 1 to 564 code for a protein of 187 amino acids. Gene Ontology annotation, cellular component: mitochondrion. NCBI's taxonomy places the organism in Eukaryota, Fungi, Ascomycota, Eurotiomycetes, Onygenales, Onygenaceae. The record is from RefSeq and is a predicted model, not a curated record. The transcript is spliced from 4 exons.